AUUCAGACAUGGGAUGCUUUUGAUAAAAAAAAAUAAAUAAAGAGGAGUUCAUUUUCAACAAGGAGAAAAAUAAUUUCCAAAUUGAAUUAACAUGGAUAAUGUGGAACAAUUUACAGUUUGCUCAUAUGAAAUUUUUAUAUAAAAAUGUAUAUCAUCCUAUCUGCAUUAAAGUUUUGCAGAAUUACCUGCAAAUGAAAAAGAACAAUGUGAUGAGAAAAGAUGAGAGAACCACAUUGUUCUUUAUACACAAAGCUGUAGUGUGUCUUGGUGUGACAGUAAAACUGUGUAUUUUUCUAUAUCCUUCUCUUUAGUGAAUCCCAGAGUCAGACUCAUGAGGAAGACACUCUCAGACUCUCAUGGGCUUCAGAUCAGCUGUCUGGCCACUGGUUUUUACCCCCGUCACAUUAACCUGACCCUGUUCAGAGAUGGUCAGCCUGUGGAUGAUGAUCAGAUCACAGGAGGAGAGAUUCUGCCCAACGGAGACGGAACGUACCAGAUGAGGAAGAGUUUGGUGAUCAGUGAAGAAGAGCUACGUGAGGAACAUAAAUACAACUGCACAAUGAAGCACCUCAGUCUGGACAACAAACUGGACUUUACAUUUGAUGUGGCUGAAUAUGAGCCAGGAUCAUCUACGGCACAGUCUGUAGUCUUCAGUGUGCUGGUGUUCAUGUGUUUGGCUGUUCUCAUCAUCCUGCUCUCAUCAUAUGGAAGAAGAUACAAGCUGCUGGUAAAUAAUCUGUUCAAUCCAGUUCAUUACAUCUAA
Messenger RNA from Carassius gibelio (silver crucian carp), 763 nucleotides. Its product is annotated as hereditary hemochromatosis protein homolog. Bases 332 to 763 code for a protein of 143 amino acids. Gene Ontology annotation, biological process: immune response. Gene Ontology annotation, cellular component: external side of plasma membrane. The record is from RefSeq and is a predicted model, not a curated record. The transcript has 2 exons. NCBI's taxonomy places the organism in Eukaryota, Metazoa, Chordata, Actinopteri, Cypriniformes, Cyprinidae.